Molecule: messenger RNA, 153 nt
Organism: Sclerotinia sclerotiorum 1980 UF-70
Lineage: Eukaryota; Fungi; Ascomycota; Leotiomycetes; Helotiales; Sclerotiniaceae
Exons: 3
Coding region: 1-153 (50 amino acids)
Source: RefSeq, a predicted model, not a curated record
AUGUUCCCUAAACCCGCGAGUGUCAAAAGAGAACUCAAGAGGGUUGAUUUCGUCUUUUCGUGUUCAGGUACUCUAGAUCUAGAGUACGAGACUACUCUCAGCUCGUACUGUAGGCUUACAACACACGAAGGUGAUACUUCCAUCGAAUUCUGA